Molecule: messenger RNA, 812 nt
Organism: Drosophila albomicans
Lineage: Eukaryota; Metazoa; Arthropoda; Insecta; Diptera; Drosophilidae
Product: muscle-specific protein 20
Exons: 3
Coding region: 110-619 (169 amino acids)
Biological process (GO): actomyosin structure organization
Molecular function (GO): actin binding
Source: RefSeq, a predicted model, not a curated record
AAAUGGAAAACUGUUUCAGCAAUUUGCGUCAGUUGAAAAUUAUAUUUUGUUCGCCAAAGACGCGCACAGCUCAGCAGAUUCUUUUGCAUUUUAGAUUCAAAUCAUAAAAAUGGCUCCACGCAACAAGGAACAAGAACAGGAAGUCCUCAACUGGAUCUUUGCCGUGAUCGGCGAGAAGGUGCCCAGCGGUCAGUAUGAGGAUAUCCUUAAGGACGGCAUCUGGCUGUGCAAGCUGGCCAACAAGCUGGCUCCCGGCUCGGUGAAGAAGAUCCAAGAGCGCGGCACAAACUUCCAGCUGAUGGAGAACAUUCAGCGCUUCCAGGCUGCCGUCAAGAAGUACGGUGUCCCCGAGGAGGAGAUCUUCCAGACCGCCGAUCUCUUCGAGCGUCGUAAUAUUCCACAAGUCACCCUGUCGCUUUACGCCCUGGGCCGCAUUACACAAAAGCACCCCGAGUUCACCGGCCCCUCUUUGGGCCCCAAGAUGUCCGACAAGAACGAGCGCACGUUCACCGAGGAGCAGCUGCGUGCUCACGAGGGUGAGCUGAACCUGCAGAUGGGCUUCAACAAGGGCGCCUCCCAGGCGGGUCAUGGUGGCUUCAGCAACACACGCCACAUGUAAACAUCUGGCAAUUAGCACCAACACACACCAACACUCACACACACACACACACCCACCCGCACACAUAUGCACCCGGAAGAGUACAGCAGAAAGGAAUUAGUGGAACAAAGUUGAUUCGUACUUUGAAAUAAGGAGGCACUCUAAAUGUAAUUUAUAUAUUAUGAAAUAAAUAAAUUAAUUAAUUUUAAUACAA